AUGGAGCAGCCGGAAAUGUCCCAGCCUGCUACCCACCGUCAAGAUGAUAGUCACCUCGUGACAGCUUAUUUUCCGAACCCAACACCCACUGUGCCUGCUGCUGCAGCACAUCCUCCCCCACACAUUCUGCCGUCGCACUCGUCGCCAUCACCUCACCACUAUCAUUCAGAGGUUGACUCCUCUCCGUCGGAAUUCCACUAUCUUGACGACUCCCAUCACAUCUCACACCCUGAACAUCAGCAGCCACAACGGCAUUCUCGACGACAGCAUAGCCUAUCACAUCAAACCCCACAGACUGGGGAACAUCUAUAUCCGGAUUUGGGGCAGGCUUCGGUGCCUCCAGAGGCGUCGGCUGCCUCGCCUUAUCACGAGAACGGCUCCGUAUUAUCUCGGGCUUCAGGUGCAAGCGAAGUCGGGCGCAAAGAAGGGCGCGUUCGUGGGAGUUGGACCGAUCAUUCGUCAUAUAUGUCGGGAGACAAUCACCCCAAUGGCGCAUCUCGCGUACAUAAACGAGCGAUUCAUGACGAUGACAUAGCCCCGGAGGAAGAGCCGGAUGCGCUGUUAAUGCUGUUUCGACUCUCCAUCCCCGUUCCCGUAUUCUCCUUCUGCGCAUCGUUGUAUACCAUCUUCGGCGUGCUCUUCGUCCUCCUUGUCUCACCGCUUCGCAUCUGUUCCUGCAUACCCUACUUUCGGGCGACGUCCUUCCGGGCACAACUGUGCGGUCUGCUGGUACCCCAGUUGCAUAUUCAUGAACGACUGGUCUGCUUGCGACAAUCUUCUUCAAGAUCAUUAUCCACCCAGCCGAUAUAUGACCCGGAGGGAUCCUAUGUGGCAGAAUCCAUCGACUCGUAUUCAAUCGGAGGCCUGCUCACCGUCCUCCUUCUAUCGCCGUUCCUAUCCAUCGCCAUAACUCUCCUGGCCUGGAUUGCAGCAUUUUUCUGGAUCUUCGCCAUGGUUCUAGGCAAUCCAGAUGGCACAGAGCGCAAAGACGAUGGCCGGGCAGCCGUUCUCGGUGUUUGCCGAUGGUGGCAGAUUUGGCUUGGCAAAGCCCGUAAGCCACUCGCUUAG
Aspergillus neoniger CBS 115656 is the source of this 1068-nucleotide messenger RNA. RefSeq lists its product as uncharacterized. The transcript has 2 exons. Bases 1 to 1068 code for a protein of 355 amino acids. The record is from RefSeq and is a predicted model, not a curated record. Lineage: Eukaryota; Fungi; Ascomycota; Eurotiomycetes; Eurotiales; Aspergillaceae.